AUGAAAUCUGCUCUUUCUGAAAAUAUUAGUGCAAUGAAUGAUUCAAAUGCUGCAGAAAGUGAUCACAUUAUUGUCCAAUACAUGAUUGGAGAAUGCUUUUAUGAAGGAAGUGGAACUGAGAAAGAUAUUUUAAAAACCAUAGAUUGGUUAAAUUAA
Diversispora eburnea is the source of this 156-nucleotide messenger RNA. Lineage: Eukaryota; Fungi; Glomeromycota; Glomeromycetes; Diversisporales; Diversisporaceae. The record is from the annotation of a GenBank genome assembly.